AUGAAGAAGCGCGUUUGUGUCAUUGGAAUGGGUCGUUUCGGAAUUGGUGUUGCUAGAGAGCUGUACCAGGCAGGGCACGAUGUCCUGGUAUUGGAUACCGACGAAGAAAAAGUACAGGGUAUGUUGGGUGGCGCUACUUACGCUGUCCGAACGGACGCCACCAGCGAAACAGCGCUUAGACAGUUGGGGGUUGCCGAGUACGAUGUUGCGGUAUUGACUCUCGGCGACGAAAACGUGCAGUCCAGCAUCCUGAUCGCCAUGGUCCUGAAGAGCAUGAAUAUUCCCUUCAUUGUCGCUCGAGCAGCCAACGAAUUGCACGGCGAAGCCCUGGAAAGGAUUGGCGUAAACCGCGUAGUUUAUCCUGAAGAGGAAAGCGCCAGGCGCCUAGCUCACGUGGACUUCAACGCUGGCAUCCUGGAUUAUAUGGAGAUUCUCUCCAAUGUAGGCAUCAGCAAAGUGCGCCCCCUUCCAGAAAUGGUUAGAAAGACCCUGGAAGAAGCGGGCCUCGCUGGCAAUCACAAUGAGCGGUCACUGACCAUACUUGCUCUUCGCCGGGGACGCCGUUACAUCCUUAAUCCUUCAAAGGAUGAGAAUAUUAUGCCCGGCGAUGUGCUAUUGGUAGCGGGCCCCAGUGAGCAGGUUGCCGAAGUCUUUACCACCGGCGAGGCGCGUCAGCAGGCCACAGCCGUUUAG
Molecule: messenger RNA, 693 nt
Organism: Geodia barretti
Lineage: Eukaryota; Metazoa; Porifera; Demospongiae; Tetractinellida; Geodiidae
Source: the annotation of a GenBank genome assembly